AUGAAGGACUUUAACAAAAAUCUAAAAGAUGGACCUUUCCUUCUUCUGUAUCCGGAUGGCACUGAGGUCAUUACUGUCCCUGGAACACAAAGACCAUUUACACUUGAGGCUUAUAAGGCUGAAGUUGGCAAGCCUUAUCAAAGAAUCACUGUUUUCAUCUGCUUGAAGAGUGACUUUGAAGAUGUUGGAGAAAACUCAGACUUGUCUGACUCUGACCCAGAGAUUGUUAUUAAAAGGCCCUCUGAGUUUGAUCUUGCUGAUACACUGCCAUGGGAACUUCAACAUGAAAGCAGUCCUUUACAGAAAGCGGCAGAAUAUGAGAAGGGUGCUGGGGAUCUUGUGCUUGCUAAUGAAGUACAACAGGUCAUAGACUUGGAAGAAGAAAACGAUACAGGCACUACUGAAUGCCUCACUGUGGAGAGCUCCUGUUACAGAAACUACACACAGCUGUUUGAUCCGAUUGUGACUGAUGAUGAAGAUCCUACUCCUAACGAAGCCAAAGCUGAGCCCCCAGAAGAACCUGUAGACACCAAUUUGCAGGCACAUGAAAUUAUUGCAAAUUUGGCACUGGAACUUGACCACAAGAAGGUCAGCAGGUUCAAUAUAUCAAGGUCAGCUGUAUGGGAUGGAGCUGUUAGAGGAUUUCGACGCAGCACAUACUCUGACAACUACGACAUGUUCAUCAAGUUUAAUGAUGAUCCUGGCAGCUUUGAAGAAGGUUUGGAUACAGGUGGCCCGAGGCGUGAAUUCCUCACACUUCUUAUGGGCACUCUGAGAAAUCGCCCCAUCUUUGAUGGACCUCCAGAGAGCCGUUAUCUUGUAUAUAAUUCAAGAGCUGCCAGGCAAGAUGAGUACUUUUUAGAAGGAAAGAUGAUCGCUGUAUCCAUUGUGCAUGGGGGACCAGCACCACAUUUCCUCUCCAAGAACCUGGUCAACCACAUCACAGGGAAUCAGAGUUUCAGCGCCACUGUAGAAGAUGUGCAAGAUGAGGAGAUCACAAAAGUUCUACAUCAGGUCCUGAAAGCUGAAUCAGAGGAGUCUUUGCAUAAUCUUAUUUUGCAAAACAGCACAAUCUUCCAAACUGCUGGAUGCCUCAGAAACGUCAAGCCUUGUGAGAAACAAGCAUUUGUGGAGGAGUACCUCAGAUGGUACAUCCUUGAAAGAAACCAAAGUGUCAUUCAACAAUUUAAAGAUGGACUGGAAAGUCUGAAUUUUUUAAGUGCACUGCAACAACAUUCCAGUGUGCUGGCCCCACUCCUAUGCUUCUCUGCCAAGGCCCUGACUGCUUCAGAACUGGAGAGCAUGUUCAGACCAGAUCUCAGCCCAGCAGGAAGCAACAAGCGGCAUAAGGAGGUCCUAACACUUGGCUUUUGGGCAGAUUAUCUCCUUGAUUGUGAAGAGAAGGCAACAGCAGUGUGUCUGGAAGAUUUGAUGAUGUUUGCCACAGGGCUGACGGCAGUUCCACCGGCAGGAAUGACACCACCACCAUGCAUCCAGUUUUUAAGUGAUUCGCCUUUUCCAGUUGCAAACACCUGUGCAAAUACUCUGAAGCUACCCAUCUGUGACUCAUACAGCAUCUUUAAGGCCAACAUGGACUUUGGAAUUCAAAAUGCUCCAGGAUUUGGAUGUUCUUAAAUCAGCAAGGUCAUCAAGUUACAGUUACUGAGUUACCCUGUUAGGUUCAGCUGCCGUUGGCACACUACUUAACACAUUCAUGUGACAAGCAACUUCCAUAUUGUUAAACAUUUAGUUGUUUUAGUUGUUUUUUCUGAAUAUUGUGUAUGUUGGAAAAGUGACAGAAAUGCUGGACACUAUUUGUAAAUGGUUUUAUUAAAGAAAAUUUUAAAUGUUUCCUUGUGGUUAAAUGUUAAUAUUUAAAUCCAUGCCAGUUGCUGUAUAUUAUGAA
Molecule: messenger RNA, 1906 nt
Organism: Oreochromis aureus
Lineage: Eukaryota; Metazoa; Chordata; Actinopteri; Cichliformes; Cichlidae
Product: G2/M phase-specific E3 ubiquitin-protein ligase-like
Exons: 11
Coding region: 1-1635 (544 amino acids)
Cellular component (GO): nucleus
Molecular function (GO): ubiquitin-protein transferase activity
Source: RefSeq, a predicted model, not a curated record